GAGUUUCCAGUUCCGGCGGCACUGGGGAGGGUAAAGCGGGCAACAUGCGGCUCUCGGUCGCCGCAGCCAUCUCUCAUGGCCGCGUCUUCCGCCGCAUGGGCCUUGGCCCCGAGUCCCGCAUCCACCUGUUGCGCAACUUACUUACGGGACUAGUGCGACACGAACGCAUCGAGGCGUCUUGGGCGCGCGUGGACGAGAUGAGGGGCUACGCUGAGAAGCUCAUCGACUAUGGGAAGCUGGGCGACACCAACGAACGGGCCAUGCGCAUGGCUGACUUUUGGCUCACGGAGAAAGAUUUGAUCCCGAAGCUGUUUAAAGUCCUGGCCCCCCGGUACCAAGGUCAGAAAGGAGGCUACACAAGAAUGCUGCAGAUUCCGAAUAGUCGUGAGCAGGAUCGGGCCAAGAUGGCAGUCAUCGAGUAUAAAGGAAACUGCCUCCCACCCCUGCCCCUGCCUCGCAGAGACAGUAAUCUUACACUCCUAAACCAGCUGCUGCAGGGGCUGCGGCAGGACCAGGAAGCAUGCGGCCACCAGUCCCAUACAACUCAGACACCCAGGAUUUAACUGGAGACAGAGGCACAUGGCCUUCUCAUCAGUACUGAUGGUCACAACAGGCCUUUGAAGCUCUUUUAUCUUUAAGAAGAAAUGGAGUUAGACUUGUAAAAAUGGGCUCUUAAUGGAGCACAGAACCUUUCUUUGCACAAUAGAUAAAACUUCUUGUCUAAAUAAAAAUAAGUAAGCUGA
Messenger RNA from Condylura cristata (star-nosed mole), 743 nucleotides. It is a transcript of the gene MRPL17, whose product is annotated as mitochondrial ribosomal protein L17. The transcript is spliced from 3 exons. Lineage: Eukaryota; Metazoa; Chordata; Mammalia; Eulipotyphla; Talpidae. The coding region runs from base 45 to 563 and encodes 172 amino acids. Gene Ontology annotation, molecular function: structural constituent of ribosome. Gene Ontology annotation, cellular component: ribosome; mitochondrial large ribosomal subunit. The record is from RefSeq and is a predicted model, not a curated record. Gene Ontology annotation, biological process: translation.